AUGAUAUUAACAUAUUGUAGUAUUGUUAUCCACCAUGACCUAGCACAUUCAGAUUUAGGUUGUGCUUUUGUGAAGUUUAGCUCACAUCAAGAAGCACAGGCAGCAAUUAGUAGCUUGCACGGGAGUCAAACUAUGCCAGUAAGUGAUAAUCUUAUAAGUAAUGAUUCGAUGCCCACAAAUUUCGACGGGCCGCAGAAUAUCACAGUGACAUUUCUGAACCCGACAUCUGUCCGUGUGUCGUGGGCAUCUCUGAGCAAUUCGCCCAGGAAGUAUGAAGUUAUGUACAAACCAACGGGCGCCAGUUACAGAGUGGUGGCGUCGAUCAACAGCAGUUCGGACGCCAUUACGCUCGUGGAUUUGCACCCGGACACCCAGUACUCGCUGACGGUGACCGCGGUCUGGCUCAACAAGAAAAUCAAGAGUCGAGCUAUUGUCUUCCGAACACUAGAACCUCCACGCACAUCGCCGCCCAGGACUCGGAUACGAGGCGUUGAAGUAGGCAUCGUAGUCCUAGUCCUUUUGGUAUGGGUCGGCGCAAUCGCACUCUUCUUCAAUCGCUGGGGCAAGAUCCGAAUGCUGCUGCCGUAUCAGCCGGACUACAAGCAGGAACAACUCAAGGUACCUGGUACCGGGGUCUGCACGGGCGGUUCCGUCGGCGGCCCGUGCACCGGUAACGGACCAUGCACGGGUCAGCACGUCGGGCCUGCACCGCUCGCCGCCUGCGUUCAGGUCAAGAAGCAAUGA
Messenger RNA from Ctenocephalides felis (cat flea), 744 nucleotides. Its product is annotated as fibronectin type III domain-containing protein 5-like. Lineage: Eukaryota; Metazoa; Arthropoda; Insecta; Siphonaptera; Pulicidae. Gene Ontology annotation, molecular function: protein binding; RNA binding. The coding region runs from base 1 to 744 and encodes 247 amino acids. The transcript is spliced from 7 exons. The record is from RefSeq and is a predicted model, not a curated record.